AUGACGGGGGUCAAAAGCGCUUCUGAGCGCUACCAAAAGAUAUCACAGCUGGAGCAUAUUCUAAAGAGACCUGAUACAUACGUGGGCUCGGUUGAGGUACAGGAGCAAACACAGUGGAUCCACAAUGAAGAGACUGAGUGCAUGGAGGAGAAGGUGGUUAAAAUUGUUCCGGGAUUGUUUAAGAUUUUCGACGAAAUUCUGGUAAACGCUGCAGACAACAAAGUUCGCGACCCAACUAUGAAGAAAAUCGAGGUAACCAUUAACAAAGAGGAAGGUCUAAUUGAGGUCAAAAACGACGGAAAGGGGAUCCCUAUUGAAAUUCACGAUAAGGAACAAAUCUACAUUCCUGAAAUGAUUUUUGGACAUCUAUUAACAUCUUCAAAUUACGAUGAUGAUGAGAAAAAAGUCACUGGUGGUAGAAAUGGUUAUGGUGCCAAACUCUGCAAUAUCUUCUCGUCAGAAUUUAUUUUGGAGACAUGCGACCCUGUAAAGGGCGAAAAAUAUGUCCAGAAGUGGGAGAACAAUAUGACAGUCUGCCAUAAGCCCAAAAUCACCUCUUACAAGAAAGGUCCUUCGUAUACUAAGGUUUCAUUUCGGCCCGACUUAAAAAGAUUUGGCAUGGAUGUAUUGGAUGAUGACACCGUUGGUGUCAUGCGUAGAAGGGCGUUCGAUGUCAAUGGCUCUGUUAGAGAUGUCAGUGUCUACUUAAAUGGAAAAAGCUUAAAGAUUCGGAACUUCAAAAAUUAUGUGGAACUAUACCUAAAGUCACUGGAGAAAAAGAAAUCCGAGGAGCAGGGUACUGAAGCUGGAAAUACUCCUACCAUACUUUACGAAAGGCUCAAUGAUAGGUGGGAAAUAGCAUUUGCGGUAUCAGAUGUGGCCUUUCAACAAAUUUCUUUCGUGAACUCGAUAGCGACAACAUCUGGAGGUACCCACGUAAACUAUGUGUCCGACCAAAUUGUGAAAAAGAUUACAGAAUAUUUGAAGAAGAGAAAGAAGGGCAAGACAAUCAAAGCCUUUCAAAUCAAGAAUCAUAUGUUUGUGUUUAUUAACUGUCAGAUUGAGAACCCUGCCUUCACAUCCCAAACCAAAGAACAGUUAACCACAAGAGUUAAGGACUUUGGUUCAAAGUGCGAAUUGAAGGACGAGUUUAUUAACAAGAUUAUGAAAACCGAACUGGCGGAGAAGAUCUUUGAGAUCGCUGACAAAAAUGAAGACAAAGCAUUACAAAAAUCUGAUGGUACAAGGAAGAAUCGAAUCACAGACUACCCUUCGCUCGAGGAUGCCAAUUUUGCUGGUACGAAGCAAAGUCAAAAAUGUACUUUAGUUUUGACCGAAGGUCUUUCUGCCCAGUCCCUUGCUGUAGCCGGGCUAGGUGUUGUAGGCCGUGAUUUUUAUGGCUGUUAUCCAUUGCGGGGCAAGAUGUUGAACGUGAGAGAAGCGAAUGCCGAUCAGAUUAUGAAAAACGCUGAAAUUCAAGCUAUCAAGAAAAUUGUGGGGUUGCAACACAAGAAGAAGUAUGAAGAUACCAAAACUCUACGAUACGGCCAUAUCAUGAUUAUGACCGAUCAAGAUCACGAUGGGUCUCACAUUAAGGGGUUGAUCAUAAAUUUCCUCGAAAGCUCCUUUCCGGGUCUGUUAGAUAUACCAGGGUUCCUGAUUGAGUUUAUUACCCCAAUUGUGAAGGUAACAAUAACUAGACCCAAACGUGAAGUAAUUUCCUUCUACAACAUGCCUGAUUAUGAAGAUUGGAGAGAGAAGGAGGGUCACAAAGUGACAUGGAAGCAGAAGUACUAUAAAGGUUUGGGUACCUCAUCGUUGCAAGAAGCCAGAGAGUAUUUCUCGGAUCUCGACACACAUUUGAAGAGAUUUCAUGCCCUUGCGGGAGAUGACUGUCACCUCAUUGAUCUAGCUUUCUCUAAAAAGAAGGCCGAUGAUCGUAAAGAGUGGUUGCGACAAUAUGAGCCAGGGAACACCUUGGACCCUCAAUUGGCCGAAAUUCCGAUCUGUGACUUUAUCAACAAAGAACUCAUUCUUUUUUCCUUAGCUGACAAUGUCAGAUCUAUUCCUUCCGUAUUGGAUGGCUUUAAACCAGGACAGCGUAAGGUUUUGUACAGUUGUUUCAAGAGGAAGCUGCGGUCUGAAAUUAAAGUUGCUCAGCUUAUCGGGUAUGUGUCAGAGCAUACAAGUUAUCAUCAUGGUGAAAUGUCACUGGCUCAGACAAUUGUGGGCAUGGCUCAAGAUUUUGUCGGCUCCAACAAUAUCUAUUUAUUGAAACCUAACGGUGCUUUUGGUACCAGAGCUACCGGUGGUAAAGAUUCUGCUGCCCCUCGUUAUAUUUUCACGGAAUUGAACCAAAUUACACCCGUAAUUUUCAAUCCUCUUGACAGUCCGUUGCUGAACUUUUUGCAAGAAGAUGAUCAAACAAUCGAGCCUGAAUGGUACCUUCCUGUUAUACCUAUGUUACUUGUCAACGGAGGUGAAGGUAUUGGUACUGGUUGGAGCACUAAUGUUCCUCCUUUUAACCCGUUGGACAUCGUCAAAAACAUCAAGAAGUUGAUGACAGGGGAGGAAAUGGACGGGAUGGCACCUUUUUACAGAGGCUGGAGAGGAAGCUUAGAAAAAAUUGACGCCCAACGCUACAGAAUGUACGGCCGUAUUGAGCAAGUUGGGCCUAAUACUCUAGAAAUCACUGAACUCCCAGCUAAAACGUGGAUUGCCACUGUGAAGGAGCAUUUAUUACUCGGCUUGUCCGGUAAUGAGAAAGUCAAGCCUUGGAUCAAAGACAUGCAGGAAAACCACGGUGCAACAAUCAAAUUUACUGUUACACUUUCCGAUGAAGAGAUGACCAAGACUCGAAAAUUAGGUUUUUAUGAGAGGUUCAAAUUAAUUUCGAGCAUCAGCUUGGCCAAUAUGGUAGCUUUCGAUCCUCAGGGCCGCAUAAAGAAAUAUGAGGAUGUAAGGGAUAUGUUAGCAGACUUUUACUAUGUGCGUCUGGAAUAUUAUCAGAAACGGAAGGACUACAUGUCCGAAAGGUUACAGUGGCAAGUGGAGAAGUUAUCACAGCAGGUGCGAUUUCUAAAGCUGAUUGUGGAAAAAAAAUUAAUUGUGAGUAACAAAUCGCGCGCCAUGCUCUUUGCGGAACUUGAGCAGCUUGGUUUCCCCAAAAUAAAUCAAGAAGGAAGGCCAUUUUAUGGAAAGGUUGACAAUGAAGAGGAACAAAACGUCAUAGAAGCUACUCUCGAGGAAGUUGAGGAUGAAGACGAUGAUGUCGAAGGAGAGAUAAAUGGACCGCAGCAGAAGUAUGGUACUUUUGAAUAUUUGUUGGGUAUGAAGAUUUGGUCCUUGACUAAGGAGAAGUAUGAACGGUUGAUGAGGCAACAGCAAGAAAAAGAGGUUGAACUGGAAGCUUUGCUGCGGUUAUCAGCCAAAGAUUUAUGGACUCAGGAUCUAGAUGAGUUUGAAAAAGCCUAUUCGGCCUUUAUGAAACAUGACGAAAUGGUGCGCAACACGAUAACUCCAGAUGCGGCAGUGAAGCAAAAGGGGAAACGGAAAAGGGGCAAGAAAGAUGAUGAUGAUUAUGAUCCCGGUCGUAAGAAGAAGUCAAAAACUACCUCUGCAACGAAGGUUAAAGUAGAGGAUCCACAGUUCGAAUCCAUCUUAAUCGAACAAAAAGCCCUUGAAAAGCCCAAGAGAACCGCCAAGGUAAAAGAUGAAAACCAGCCAACGCUUGAAGGUUUGGUUGGUAAAUCAAAAGGGAAGCAAGUAAUGAAAGAUUCCGAGUCUCUCCCUCAAUCUGUGUCUGGAUCGGCGACGCCCCCGGGCCAGAAAUCUGAGUCCUCUAGAAGCCAAAGCGUUGAUUCGGCAGGUAAUUCCGCUAAACCUAAGGAGGAGGAGAAAGACAGCAUGAGUGUGUUUUCCAGCAAAUUCAAGCAAGCCAGUGCGCUGUUCGAUAACUCGACUUCGCCUGAACCUGCAUCUGCUUCCUUGAAAGACGCAAGCUCAACGAAGCCCAAAAAAGUUGCAGUACGGAAGGCCGCAGCUCCCAAAUCCAAGUCAAACAGGAAGAAGAAUAUUAUUCUUGACGACGACGACGACGACGACGAUAUUGAAUUUGGAGCAGAUAGCGACUUUGAAGUUUUAUCAAAUGAGCCGAGCGAAGUUAGGAGAGAACCGCGCAGCAGACGUGCUGCCGCUAGAACUCCUCCAGCCGUAUCCUACAGAGAUGAAGGCUCUGGUGACGAAAACCAAGACGAUGAUCUGGACCAAUCCGUUGCGUUGGACGGCGACGACGAAUCCUUCUACGAGUCCGAGUAA
Molecule: messenger RNA, 4317 nt
Organism: Lachancea dasiensis
Lineage: Eukaryota; Fungi; Ascomycota; Saccharomycetes; Saccharomycetales; Saccharomycetaceae
Source: the annotation of a GenBank genome assembly